AUGCCAAGCCAGCAGACUGUCCAGACCAAAGGCAUCUACCACGGUCUCCCCGUGUACCCUUCUUCAGCCAAAGGCCUCACAGCAAUUAUUACAGGCGCAAAUGGCAUCUCAGGCAAUUAUAUGUUGCGCGUACUGGCGCAGAGUCCAGAGAGAUGGACAAAGAUAUACUGCUUGUCGAGGCGCCCACCAGCUAUCCCCAAUGGUCUUCCUAAGAAUGCCGAACACAUUGCUUUAGACUUCUUAGACCACCCUGAAGACAUUGCCAAAGCUCUCAAGGAGAAGGAAGUCACUGCAGAUUACGUCUUCUUCUACAGCUAUGUGCAAGUAAAGCCCAAGGAAGGUGGUGGCUUGUGGAGUGAUGCGGAGGAAAUGUGUAGGGUUAAUGUGGCAUUGCUGCAGAAUUUCCUCUUAGCACUCUCAUUUGCAUCUAUCUAUCCCAAGCGUAUUAUGCUUCAGACUGGAGCGAAAAACUACGGCGUACAUCUUGGGCCCGCUGCCACGCCCCAGGAAGAAACAGCACCCCGCGUGACUCUCGAGCCCAAUUUCUAUUACCCACAGGAAGACCUCCUCUGGUCUUUCUGCAAAACCCACAGUAUCGACUGGAACAUUUGCAUGCCUGCAAGCAUCCUCGGUGCCGUCCCAGACGCCGCCAUGAACCUCGUAUUCCCGCUCGGCAUCUACGCCAGCGUUCAAAAGCAUCUGGGCAAGAAACUGGAGUUCCCCUGUGAUUUGCAAGCUUGGGAGCUGAACUGCUGCAUGAGCAGUAGCAGAAUGAAUGCUUACCUGGAGGAGUGGGCAGUCUUGAACGAUUCCGCCAAGAAUGAAAAGUUUAAUACCAUGGAUGGCACAACAUUUACAUGGGGCAACUUUUGGCCCAAAUACGCGACCUGGUAUGGCAUGCCAUACGGACGGCCCAGCCUGAACGAGCACGAGUAUACCAAGAUAACGAGCAAGUAUGACCCACCGCCGCGCGGAUGGGGACCGCCGGCAACCUACCGUGUGCGAUUUCGGCUCGCGGACUGGGCAAAGCAAGGUGAAGUGCAGAAGGCGUGGGAAGAGCUUACAGAAAAGCACAGCCUUACGGGAGGUAAGCUGCAGGAUAUGGAUAUAGAACGCAUCUUCGGGUUCACCGAUGGGAGUCUGAUAGGUUUGAAUUUGGACCUGACCAUGAACAAGGCUAGAAAAAUGGGAUGGCAUGGAUUCGUGGACUCGAAUGAUGCAAUUAGGGAAGUGCUCGAGGAGUUUGCUGAUCUCAAACUUAUUCCCCCUGUGAGCCACAGAGACACCUCGCGGGCUGGUCUCUGA
Molecule: messenger RNA, 1305 nt
Organism: Plenodomus lingam JN3
Lineage: Eukaryota; Fungi; Ascomycota; Dothideomycetes; Pleosporales; Leptosphaeriaceae
Source: RefSeq, a predicted model, not a curated record